Messenger RNA from Ipomoea triloba (trilobed morning glory), 1726 nucleotides. RefSeq lists its product as uncharacterized. Bases 239 to 1558 code for a protein of 439 amino acids. NCBI's taxonomy places the organism in Eukaryota, Viridiplantae, Streptophyta, Magnoliopsida, Solanales, Convolvulaceae. The record is from RefSeq and is a predicted model, not a curated record. The transcript has 2 exons.
AUUAAAAUGGACUGCUCUCUCUACAUAUUGUCAUAUACAUUCAUUUAUGGCCUGGCGCAGGAAGGCAAUGUAACUGCAGGUUACGACUAUGAAUACUUUCCAAGUUAAACAAGCAAAAAAAAUAUGGCCUAAAACUUGUUUUUCUUCUUCAUUCAACUCUAUCUAAUGUUUUCAAGAUUUGUGAAGUUUGAGGCCUGCAGAAGGGCUUUAAUAAGGUUUGAAAAAGAGGGAGAAAAAGAUGCCAGCUGCGGUUUGGUUUUCCUUGAAGAAGUCAUUGAAUUGCAGAUCAGAGGUGGGAGAGGUUCAUGACCCGAAUUAUGGAGGGGGGAGAAAUUUGGGGAAAAUUUCGACGAGUACUAGGAAGAGUACGACGAUUCGGUCAGGGUGUUCGAGGUCGAUUGCGAAUCUUAAGGAUGUUGUGAUUCAUGGGAGCAAGAGGCACACCGAGAAUCCACAACUGCAAAGCCCAAGAUCUAUUGGGAGUAGUGAGCUAUUGAAUCCAAUUGUUCAUGAGGUGGUUCUUAAUAAUUCAACCUGUGAGCUCAAGAUUACGAGCUAUCCUUUCCAAGAUGGCGGCGGCGGGUGUGGUGGCGCUAGCGGCGGCGGUGGUGGUUCAGGUUCACCGUUUGUGGGUACGCUUAAGCCUGGGACUCCUGGCCCUGGAGGGCACCAGGUGGCUCCCUCCAAGAGGCCUGGAGGGUUAGGCAGCCCCAUGAGAAUAGGGUCGUCUGGUAGCCUUUCAAAGAGGACAGGAUCUGGAUUUGGUGGCAUAGUUGUCCGGCCUCGGCCUAGGCCCCGGCCUAAGCCUAAUUGUGGAGGUGAUUACAAUGGUUUUCAGGCUUUGACUUGCCAUAAAUGUGGUGAGCAAUUCUCAAAAUGGGAUGCUGUUGAAUCACAUCACCUUUCCCAACAUGCUGUUACACAGCUUGUUGAAGGGGACUCAUCAAGGAACAUUGUAGAAAUGAUCUGCAGAACCAGCUGGGCAACAAAGUCCGACAACACUACCAAUUGCAAUGGGAUCGAGAGGAUCCUGAAGGUGCACAAUAUGCAGAAAACACUGGCUGAAUUCGAAGAGUAUCGCGAACGGGUGAAGAUCAAAGCCAGCAAACUAGCCAAGAAACACGCGCGUUGCCUAGCAGAUGGGAACGAGCUGUUAAGGUUCCACGGCACAACCGUAGAAUGCAACCUCGGCGCAAAUGACUCCUCGAGCCUUUGUACCUCGGAGAAAUGCAACGUUUGCCAGAUCCUGAGACGCGGUUUUAUAAUCAAGAAGGAAAUCAACGGAGGGGUUGGAGUUUUCACAGCUUCUACUAGCAGUAGAGCACUUGAAGACAUUGAAUUAAGCUGUGGAAACCAAGCUAAGAGGAAGGCACUGAUAGUGUGCAGAGUGAUUGCUGGGAGAGUGCACAGACCACUGGAGAAUGUUGAAGAAUUGGCAGGCCAAUCUGGGUUUGAUUCAUUGGCUGGGAAAGUAGGCCUUUACUCAAACGUUGAAGAGCUCUUUUUGUUGGAUCCCAGGGCUUUGCUUCCUUGCUUUGUGGUAAUCUGCAAAGCAUAAAAUGGAAUUGAAAAUCAAGGAAAUGGAAUGUCAUUGCAUCAGUGUUAUGUACUGGUCACAAAAGAAUUAUGUAACUUUCUCGUAAAUUAAAGAAAUUGAAUGUUACUGUAUACCGGUCACAAAAAGAUUUCAUUUGUUUCCGAAGAUUAUAGUUUAAUUUAUCACGAA